This is a messenger RNA of Synchiropus splendidus (mandarinfish), 2500 nucleotides long. RefSeq names its product SRY-box transcription factor 17 (gene sox17). NCBI's taxonomy places the organism in Eukaryota, Metazoa, Chordata, Actinopteri, Syngnathiformes, Callionymidae. Gene Ontology annotation, molecular function: DNA-binding transcription activator activity, RNA polymerase II-specific; RNA polymerase II cis-regulatory region sequence-specific DNA binding. The transcript has 2 exons. Gene Ontology annotation, biological process: vasculogenesis; angiogenesis; anatomical structure morphogenesis. The coding region runs from base 135 to 1259 and encodes 374 amino acids. The record is from RefSeq and is a predicted model, not a curated record.
CCCCUCGGUUCUCCGCCGCCGCGUGUGGAUGUGAUGGUUCGUCCAGACCCUUAAAACUUUCUCAAGUCUGUGAAUUGUCCGCAGGAGAGUUGGACUGUUGCUCUGCGUGGGAGUUCCGAACCCUCCGAACAGAGAUGAGCAGUCCCGAUGCGGGUUACGCCAGCGACGAUCAGAACCAGGCAAGGUGCGCGAUGUCAGUCAUGAUGCCUGGGUUGGGACACUGUCAGUGGGCCGAACCCCUCAGUCCUCUCGGGGACCCCAAAGUGAAGAGCGAACCUUCGAGCUCCGGCGGGCAGAACCGAGGGAAGAGCGAGCCGAGGAUCCGCAGGCCCAUGAACGCUUUCAUGGUCUGGGCCAAGGAUGAGCGCAAGAGGCUCGCGCAGCAGAACCCGGACCUGCACAACGCGGAGCUCAGCAAAAUGUUGGGGAAGUCGUGGAAGAGUCUUCCGGUGUCGGAGAAGCAGCCGUUCGUGGAGGAGGCCGAGCGUCUGAGGGUCCAGCACAUGCAGGACCACCCCAACUACAAGUACCGGCCGCGCCGGCGGAAGCAGGUGAAGAGGAUUAAGAGGUUGGACCCCGGCUUCCUGGUCCACGGCGAUCACCAGGCGGCCUCCAUGUCCGGGGACGGCCGGGUGUGCGUGGACGGGCUGGGUCUGGGCUACCACGACUUCCAGCUGACCCCGCACCAGCAGCAGCCGCUGGCCCACUACCGAGACGGCCUGGGCGGAGCCUCCUACGAGCCGUACAGCCUCCCCACCCCCGACACCUCUCCUCUGGACGCUGUGGAGUCAGACUCCAUCUUCUUCCCGCCUCACUCUCAGGAUGACACGUGUCACAUGAUGCCCGGGUACUCCUACCACCCGACAGAGUACCAGCACCAGGACCUCCACGGCGGCCUGCACCGGCACCAGUCCUUGGCCGCAGAACCUCCUCCACCCGCCUACGUGGGCUGUGCCAACCCUUUGUCUAUGUACUACACACAACACUGCGGUCACCCGAAGCGGCACCCGGGCGGAGCGGGUCAGCUCUCCCCCCCGCCGGACUCCCACCCUGCGGACGGCGUGGAUCACAUGCACCCCUCCGAGCUGCUGACCGAGGUGGACCGCAGCGAGUUUGAGCAGUAUUUAACUUCCUCGUCGGCACGUGCGGACGUGUACCCGCCACACGACGCUGGCAUGCAAGGACCCGAAAGCCUCAUAUCAUCGGUUCUGUCAGACGCCAGCACAGCUGUGUACUACCACAGCUACAACAACUCCUAACCCCCCUCAAGGACACCGGCGCCCGCCCCUGUUGCUAAAUCUGAACAAAACUCUUUGUAUUCUGCUUUUCUUAAAACCACCUCUGUACUUGUCCAUUUUAGAGAGGAACAUUUGACUGAGUUUAAUCCGGAGGAGCGUUUUCACUUGAGAACAAAAGCAGCCUUCUGAUGGAUGUUUUUAGAUUAAAACUCAAAUGAGCUGAAUGAAAGUGUUGAGUUCAAAACAACCUGUCGUUCCCCAACUGUAACUAUAAUUCACCUAUUAAAAUAUGGAAAUAUUUUUGCUAAUUUGUCUUGAUCUAAUUCUAAGAAAGUCUAUUUUGGAAAAAAUAAUGAAGUUCAAAUGCAAGUUCUGAUUUUCUCUGACGGACUGGAUACCUGUCCAGUGUGUGUCCCGCCUCCUGCCCUGAGUAGCUGGGACAGCCUUCAAUGACAGCUGAGGACAAUAAAGGGCCCAUUUUGGAUUCAUUUUUCUUGAAAUAAUUGUUGGAAAUCAUUGACUUUUUUUUCUUACAAUUCUUCAACAACAUAGUAUUAAUAUCCUGGACUUUUUUCAUAAUAACAUUUCUCCUAUUUAAAAUUGUUAAUUGUCAUCAUUCUAAAUUCAUUUCAUACAUUUAGCAAACUUUUUUUAAUGAUUAAAAAAGGUUGUUUUUUUUAUUAUUUUUUAUUAUAAAAAUGAAAUAUUAUUUCUGUAAUAUAAUUGCAAAAAACGAGAUCACAAAAUCAUUAAAUCAUUUUAUUAAACAUGAUAUUUUUGUUUUUCAUUUUUCUUCUUUUUUUUCAAACAAAAAAUAAUGAGGAGUAACUUAAACAGAUUUAAAACCAAGAGAGAGACUUCAGUUUAAGGUCACUUGUAAGUCGUGAAAAACCUAUAGAACAUUUUUUGAAAAGUGUCAUUUUAUCCAGUCAAACCGAGUAUUUCAGUUGUUAUGUGACCUACACAGCGCUUAGCACGGAGCUAAAUGAGAAACAUUUUCGACCACAGGUUGCUCAGCUGUGGAAGGAAGUUUGUAGUCGUCUGUCAGUUUGAAAAAUACUUCAGUGGACACAUCGGCAAUCGGUGUCGUGUUUGGUGAAACAGUUUUUCAUUUUCCCCAAUGAUGUUUAGAAGAUGAGAUUUUUGUUUGGAAUAAAAGGAUCUUAUCGUUUGUGAAACAACUGAAGUUUGUUCUCAAGUGACACGCUGGCCAACAACAGGAGUAAAUAUUGUACAGUCAGCAUUUUGAAGCUUUUGUAUAC